CGGUGAUGCACCAAAUAGAGGAAUACAACAGAUUGUUGGAAAAACAAAAGCAAUUAAUGGAUGAAGAACAAACUAAAGUUGCAUCUACCUCCAAUGGAUUUCAUUCUCAUGCUGUUUCAUCACUACCUUAUUCUAAUAUCCCCGAUUUUAUUGAGAAUCCUUAUGUUUAUGCGCCGGAAACUACAGAAGGAUUAAUUAAUGGGGGUAUGGCUGAUAUGUUUGCUCAAGGAGAUAUUCCAACCAUGCCUCAUAUUCAAAAUUCAAACGGCAGAUCAUCAUCAUCAUCUGGUAUGGUUGACAUGUCUGUUCAUGAAGAAUUUCCAGUACCUGCAUGUUCAAGUUCUUCUCCUCACAUGUUUGGUUCUGAUGUAAAUGUCAAUGAGGCCAGCCCAAAUGUAGGCAAUGCUUCCGCUAUGCCGAUCACUAGUGCCAACUCUACCUUACAUUCGGUGAAUGAAUCAGUUGCGGAUCGUCCAUUCACUUAUGCGAUCGGAAAGGGUUUAGCUUAG
Molecule: messenger RNA, 509 nt
Organism: Trifolium pratense (red clover)
Lineage: Eukaryota; Viridiplantae; Streptophyta; Magnoliopsida; Fabales; Fabaceae
Exons: 3
Coding region: 6-509 (167 amino acids)
Source: RefSeq, a predicted model, not a curated record